Vespula pensylvanica (western yellowjacket) is the source of this 2015-nucleotide messenger RNA. Its product is annotated as nudC domain-containing protein 1. NCBI's taxonomy places the organism in Eukaryota, Metazoa, Arthropoda, Insecta, Hymenoptera, Vespidae. The transcript is spliced from 4 exons. The coding region runs from base 190 to 1860 and encodes 556 amino acids. The record is from RefSeq and is a predicted model, not a curated record.
UAAUGUUUCAUUUGAUUAAUCGAUUAAAUGGAUCUUAUUUAUUUAUCUACUAACUAAUAUAUCUAUAAUUCGCAAUAUAUCACGAUUAGUUAAAAUGUUUCUCUAUGGCGUAUCUUGAUGUAUCGUUGCGUAGUUAUUUGUACGUCGAGUCUCUCCACGUAGUUUCUGUGAGUUGCGACAUUACAAAUAAUGACAAAAAUAAUAGAAUUACGUCCUAAUAGAUCUCUUUUAAAUCCACGUUUUGAAAAAUAUCAAUUCUCUCCAGACGUCGUUCCUGUGAAAUCUGAAAUAAGUUUGGAGAAUGAUGUAUUUAGGUUAGAAUUGAGUCCCGAUCAAGAAUCUUGGUUGGAGGUAAGAUUAUUUGCACUUCACAAUCAUUUAUUUAAAAAUCCUUAUGAUACAUCAUGUUGGUUUGUGGAUAAAGAAUAUAUAGUUUGGCGACUGAGUAAAAAUGGAUCUCUCCAAAAAAUAUAUAAAUUAUGUAUUUCUAAUGCCAAAUCAUCAAAAUCAUUAUACAAUCCAUCAAUUGGAUUUACUGUCAACAAUACUGUAGUAAUCUCUAAUGGAGGUAACAGCCUCCAUUUAUUAAAAGAAGAUAAAUCUGGCCAUGUUAAAGCAUUUCUAUUAGAAGAAGCAGAGCCUGGAGUUAUUUUAGAUGUCCAAUAUGUGCAAACUAAAUCUCAAGUUAUUGUUACAUUAUCAUCUGUUGCUGAUGAUAAUGGGAAAAAGUGUACAAAGCUUUUAUUAUUAUUUUAUACUUGGCAACAAUCUGACAAAAAUCAAGAAACUUUUCAUUUAUGUAACAAACAAGUAUUAAAGGUACGAGGUACCGUAGAAUAUGUAUUUAUAGAAGAAAAUGGUGACCAUUUACAUUCCAUUUGUCAAAAUAAUGUAACUUUUGAAUCUAACAAUCAGACAAUCACAGAAAAUAGUAUAACAGACAUAGGCGAUAGAGAACAUAUAAAAAUCCCUAAAUAUUGUUGGUCUCAAGAUGAAGAUUCACUCACAGUUUGGAUUAAAAUACCUGAGAAAUAUUAUCAAAGUCAGGCAAAAGUUAAUGUAAAAUCAACUGAAAUAUCAAUUACUGUAAAUGAUAAUGUUUUAAUACAAGGUGAAUGUCAACACAGAUUAGAUGAGAAACUUACAACUUGGAAACAUGAGAAGGACACAUUACAAUUGGAUUUAGUAAAGUUUGAAAGUGGUUUAAUGUGGAAUGAGUUAAUUAAAGGUGAUACAGGGGGUGAAUGUUUGUCAAAUGAAUCAUUAGCAGCUGAAAUUCAUUCUAGAUUAGCCCAUUUAUGUUCUGAAAAUUCAGAUGCACCUGGUGGAGAAGGUCAACCAUAUUUAGGAUUUAAUUCUGAACAAUUGGAAGAAUGUGAUAUAGAAGGGAAAGACAACAUUCUGCAAAGAAUAAAUCUUAUAUCGCAAAAAACAACACAUCUAGCUACUCUUGGAACAAACAAUCAUGUAUUAUUUACAUAUAAAAUGAAAUUUGGACAGGCAAUAUGUCUUAGACACGAUCAUGAUGGCUGUCUUUGGAUUACUGAUAUUGUAGAAGACAAUAUAUGGAAUAUAAAACAUACUACAACAUUCCCAGGUUUUGGGUAUGUUGAAGCAAGUAAAAGUAAUAAAAAAUUUUGUGUAUGUUCUCCAGAUGGUUCUUAUGUUGCCAUAAUAGAACAUACAAGACAUGUUUUUCUUUAUGAAAAACCUGAAAGUGGUUCUGAGAUAAGUAAACAAUGGAUUGUAGAUCUGGAAUGUGACUCUUCAUCUUCUAUCAUAAUGGGAGCAGUUGCUACAAAUAAAUACUUAAUAAUACUUACUAAAAACAAAUUGUAUCAUUUACAAAUUUAUCCAUAAAAUUUUAUACUUUUUACUAUAGUCUGUACAUAUUGAUAUUUUAUGUAUACAUAAACUAUGUAUAAAUCGUGUGACGCACUUAUGUGAAUAAACGUGUAUACACACGCGCGCGCGCGUGCGCGUAUACAAUAAAUAAUCUACUUAAACUGUUUUAA